UGCUUCUUAAACAUUGCUUUUUUCUUGUGCAUUGACUUGGCAAUUUCCAUACAGCAGAUAUCUUGCAAAUGUUCCUCUCCGGGUACUCCUCAGCCCGCCCUAAAAGUCAGCUCGUAACCGUUAUUUUAAAAUCUGGGAUCGAUUCAUUAGUCACAAAGAAAGCUACUACCUGUUCUGCUACUCAAAAGGGUUGUAAGUCAAAUUUGUUCCCUCUCUUAUAUAGACACACUCUCCUUUGUCAAGCAAUCUUCCCCAUUUGCCAACUCAUCGUCGCGAAUCCUAAUCAAAGACGUCUUCAUAUUGAUCCGGGUUACGCUCAUAGAGCGCCACAAAGCACAUUUCAGAGCACCAUGAUGUAUGUGAUCAUCAGAGUCUUGCUGAUAUGCAUGUUCUCCUUCCCUUCUCCUGCAAUCUCUAGGGGCAAUAACAAUGAUGGCAUAAGCCGUUGGUGCGACAGCACACCGCACCCGGGGCCAUGCAACUACUUCGUCGGUCAUAGGAGCCAUGACCGCUCGCCGCCGCGGGACCGAUCGCAGUUCCGCCAAAUCAUGGUUGAAGUGACCAUGGACCGAGCCCUCGAUGCGCAGAAGCAUGUGUCACAAUUCAGCGAGAAUUGCACAACUGAUAGGCAACGGCAGGUGUGGUCCGAUUGCACGAAACUUUAUUAUAACACGGUUGGUCAGCUCAACCGGACGCUGGAAGGCCUAGGUGGGGUGCAUAAAAACUGCACCGACUUUGACGCGCAAACAUGGCUCAGCACGGCUCUCACGAACAUUGAAGCGUGCCAAUUAGGAUUUCAAGACCUGAAUGUCUCCGACUUCAUAUCGCCGGCCCUGUCGACUAAUUUAUCGCAGCUGAUCAGCGUUAGUUUGGCGGUUAACGGGGCUUUGCUACAGGAUGAAAAACCAGAGACUUAUGCAGAAGGAUUUCCCAGUUGGGUGUCUAGACAUGAUAGGAAACUACUGCAAUCUUCCACAAUAAAGGCUAAUCUCGUGGUGUCCAAAGACGGGGCGGGGCAUUUCCGAACUAUACAAGCGGCUCUAGAUACUGCUGCAAAAAGGCGCUCCACAACUGCAAGAUUCAUCAUCUAUGUGAAAAGAGGACUCUACAGGGAAAACAUAGAGGUAGCCAAUAACAAUAACAAUAUCCUGAUGAUAGGUGAUGGCAUAAAGAACACCAUUAUCACAGGCAGCCGAAGUGUCGGAGGAGGUUACAAUACAUAUAGUUCCGCCACGGCCGGUAUCGAUGGCGUUGGCUUUAUAGCUCGUGGCAUUACGUUUACCAACACAGCAGGUCCACAAAAGGGGCAAGCAGUUGCGCUGAGAUCCGCAUCUGACCUCUCGGUGUUCUACCGCUGUGCUUUCCAGGGAUACCAAGACACUCUGUGGGUGCUUUCGCAGCGUCAAUUUUACAAGUCCUGCUACAUCUUUGGCACCAUAGACUUCAUCUUCGGAAAUGCAGCAGUCGUCUUCCAAAAUUGCUUGAUCUACGCUAGGAAGCCAUUGCAAGGUCAAUCCAAUGUGAUAACGGCUCAAGGGCGCAACGACCCCUUUCAGAACACGGGAAUUUCAAUCCACAAUUCACGAGUCCUAGCCUCAACCGACCUAUUGCAGGCGACAGACGGCGUCCAAACAUACCUUGGGCGGCCAUGGAUGCAAUACUCGAGGACAGUAUACAUGAAAACGUAUCUCGGCUCUUUAGUUAGUCCUGCAGGUUGGACCACAUGGGAAGGUAGUAAUUCUGUUUGGAACACAUUGUACUAUGGCGAGUACGGGAACUCUGGACCUGGAAGUUCGACAACAAGCCGAGUUACAUGGCCCGGUUAUCAUGUAAUUACAAGCGCCGCCACUGCUUCGAGUUUCACCGUGAGCAGUUUCAUAGCAGGCAGAUCAUGGUUACCUGCGACUGGUGUGCCAUACACUUCCGGAUUGUGACCAUGUCUUUGUUUUUAUGAUUAUAUGAACCUUGGUUCUUGACUGUAUAUCGUGCUGUGUCUAUUAGAAUUCUUUUGCAAAUUAUUGUCGAUUUGUGGAUUCUGUUGCAUUAGUCAAAAAGCUCCCUGACUUCUCCUACUUUCAAAUUUCUGGUAUUCUUUUCACAAGAAGCAAAGAAAGAAGAGAGUCUCUUCU
Molecule: messenger RNA, 2129 nt
Organism: Rhodamnia argentea
Lineage: Eukaryota; Viridiplantae; Streptophyta; Magnoliopsida; Myrtales; Myrtaceae
Product: probable pectinesterase/pectinesterase inhibitor 59
Exons: 2
Coding region: 69-1934 (621 amino acids)
Biological process (GO): cell wall modification
Molecular function (GO): pectinesterase activity; pectinesterase inhibitor activity
Source: RefSeq, a predicted model, not a curated record